UUUCCUCGGCGGUGGCAGCUGUGGCGUCUCCGUUUACGUCGGGCAGCCGCGCGGCCCGGGUUUGUCGAAGAUGCCCCGUGAAGGAAUCCCUUACUCAAGUCAAACUCAAGAGCAAGAUGGUUUGCAAAGUAACUGUGUCAGUACCAGUGAAGAAGUGCCAGCUGAGCAGGAGAAUGGUGGGGAUGCAGAGGUGGAAGAGCAGCUCCCCUCUCCUUCCUUUGACCACGACCUGUCCACCUCUGCUGAGGGCUGUGCAUCAGGAACUGCAAGGAAAGGGCCAAGCGUGCUGCACAUUGACAGACAUCAGAUCCCAGCUGUGGAUCCUACUGUGCAGGCCUUGGAGCUGCAGGGCCUGGAUAUAGAUGUGUAUGACCAGGCUGUGCUAGAGCAGGGUGUGCUUCAGCAGGUGGACAAUGCGAUGCAUGAGGCCAGCCGCGGGGCACAGUGCGCUGACGCCGAGAAGGAGUAUCGAUCGGUUAUGGAUGACCUCACGUCAUGCACAUCAUCCUUAAGGCAAAUCAAUAAAAUUAUUGAACAACUUAGCCCUCAAGCAGCCACCAACAGAGACAUCAGCAGGAAACUAGAUUCUGUAAAACGACAGAAGUAUAAUAAGGAACAGCAGCUGAAGAAGAUCACUGCAAAACAGAAACGUCUCCAGGCCAUCCUUGCAGGAAUGAAGGUGCAAGUAGAGUUGGAACACACCAGCCUGGGGGAGGAGAAUGCAGAACCGGGGCCGUCCUGUCUUGGCAGUAUGCUCAUGCCUGCCCAGGAGACUGCCUGGGAAGAGCUCAUCCGCACUGGCCACAUGACACCAUUUGGGACCCAGGUCCCUCAGAAACAGGAGAAAAAGCCUAGAAAAAUAAUGCUCAACGAGGCAUCAGGCUUUGAAAAAUAUUUGGCAGAUCAAGCAAAACUGUCUUUUGAAAAGAAGAAGCAAGCUGCUAAUAAAAAAGCAGCCAGAAAAGCCUUGGUCACGUCUGAAUCUAAAGCAGAAGCAAAUGAAAACAAGCCAAACCAGAGAAGCAAAGUUCUUUCAAAAACAGAUCAGCGCUUGAAGAAGCACAUGAGGAGGCUGCAGAAGAGGGCGCUGCAGUUCCAGGGGAACAUGCGAUUGCCAAGGGGGAGAAAGCCCUCGGAGCUGGAGGUGAGACCAGAAGCAGAGGGAGACGCUGAAAGUGAGAUGUCAGCAUCCUCCCCCACAGAGAGGGAGGAAGAGUGCACAGAGGCCAGCCUGACUGGAGAUGGCAUUGACUGUGAACUGAAGCCUCUGCGCAAGGGCCUGAGACGUCAGAAGAAAGUUCUAGUGCAGGAAGAUGAUGACGACUUUUUCCCAAGUUCUGGGGAAGAGGCUGAAGCAGGAGAAGGAGGAGGAGGAGGUUGCAAAGUAGUGAGAUGCCGAGACGAUGGAGAUGAAGAUUUUUAUAAGCAGCGCUUAAGGAAGUGGAAUAAACUGAGACUGCAGGACAAAGAGAAAUGUCUGAAGCUUGAAGAUGAUUCUGAGGAAAGUGAUGCUGAAUUUGACGAAGGCUUUAAAGUGCCAGGUUUUCUGUUCAAAAAGCUCUUUAAGUACCAGCAGACAGGUGUUAGGUGGCUGUGGGAAUUGCACUGCCAGCAGGCAGGAGGAAUUCUGGGAGAUGAAAUGGGAUUGGGCAAGACCAUCCAGAUAAUUGCCUUCUUGGCAGGUCUGAGCUACAGCAAGAUCAGGACUCGUGGUUCAAAUUACAGGUUCGAGGGUUUGGGUCCCACCAUCAUUGUCUGUCCAACGACAGUGAUGCACCAGUGGGUGAAAGAAUUCCACACAUGGUGGCCUCCAUUCAGAGUGGCUAUUCUGCACGAAACUGGUUCCUGUGUCCACAAAAAGGAGAGGCUAGUUAGAGAGAUUGCUCAGUGUCAUGGAAUUUUGGUCACUUCGUACUCCUACAUUCGGCUGAUGCAAGAUGCCAUUGGCAGGUGUGACUGGCACUAUGUGGUCUUAGAUGAAGGACACAAAAUUCGAAACCCAAAUGCUGCUGUCACCCUUGCUUGCAAACAGUUCCGCACACCUCAUCGGAUCAUCUUGUCAGGCUCACCGAUGCAGAAUAACCUCCGAGAGCUGUGGUCACUCUUCGACUUUGUCUUCCCAGGAAAGUUGGGCACGUUGCCUGUGUUUAUGGAGCAGUUCUCUGUCCCCAUCACCAUGGGAGGGUAUUCCAAUGCCUCUCCAGUACAGGUUAAAACUGCAUACAAAUGUGCAUGUGUCUUACGAGACACCAUAAAUCCAUACCUACUGCGGAGAAUGAAAUCAGAUGUCAAGAUGAGCCUUUCUUUGCCAGAUAAAAAUGAACAGGUCUUAUUUUGCCGUCUUACUGAUGAGCAGCAUAAAGUCUACCAGAAUUUCAUUGAUUCCAAAGAAGUUUAUGGAAUUCUCAAUGGAGAGAUGCAGAUUUUCUCCGGACUCAUAGCCCUAAGAAAAAUCUGCAACCACCCUGAUCUUUUUUCUGGAGGUCCUAAGAAUCUCAGAGGCCUUCCAGGUGAUGAACUAGAAGAAAACCAGUUUGGAUACUGGAAACGUUCUGGGAAAAUGAUUGUUGUUGAGUCUUUGUUGAAAAUAUGGCACAAGCAGGGUCAGCGAGUGCUGUUGUUUUCUCAGUCGAGGCAGAUGCUACACAUCCUUGAAGUGUUCCUGAGAGCCCAGAAUUAUUCCUAUCUCAAAAUGGAUGGGAGCACUACUAUAGCUUCAAGACAACCUCUGAUUGAGAAAUACAAUAAGGAUGUGUCCAUCUUUGUGUUUCUUCUGACCACACGCGUGGGUGGCAUAGGAGUCAACCUGACAGGGGCCAACAGAGUCAUCAUCUACGACCCUGACUGGAACCCAAGCACUGACACACAGGCCCGGGAGCGAGCAUGGAGGAUAGGUCAGAAAAAACAGGUGACUGUGUACAGGCUCCUGACAGCUGGCACCAUUGAGGAGAAGAUCUACCACCGACAAAUCUUCAAGCAGUUUUUGACAAACAGAGUGCUAAAAGAUCCAAAACAAAGGCGGUUUUUCAAAUCCAACGAUCUUUAUGAGCUGUUUACCCUGACUAGUCCUGAUGCAUCCCAGAGCACUGAAACAAGUGCUAUUUUUGCAGGAACUGGGUCAGAUGUCCAGACACCCAAACGCCAUUUAAAAAGAAAGAUCCUACCAGCCUUUGACACAGACCGUGACAUUUCAAAAUGCAAGAAGUUACCUGAUUCUAACACAUCUGCAAAUGAUGCCACCUUGCCUAAAGAGAAAACUAAGGCAACAGGGGCUGAAGGAGAUGCAGUAACUUGUAAAGAAAGCGGUCCUUUGAAAGGUGAGCCUCACACGAGUAGCAACGUAAGUAGUAAUACUGCUGGGCUUGGAGGAGAGACAGAUGUAGAGUCUGGACUGGAGGGGCCACCAAUGACUGGUGUAAAUAGGAGCUCUUCGGAUUCUCCAAAGGUUGGCAAGACACCCCAGCCUUCUGAUGAGGUGAACAUUGAUGAGAAGGAAGGACCUUCCUGUAAAAAUGGAAGCUGCCUGGUUCAAACAAGACCACCUUGGGAGAAUGAACAAAUGAAAAGUCAUUUUUAUAAGCAUAAGUCAAAAACAAAACAUCAUGAUGUGGCAGAAGAAGAGACCCCAGAAAAACCUCUGCAGUCAAAGCAAAAGCCUAAAAACUCUAAGCAUUGCAGAGAUGCCAAGUUUGAGGGAACUCGAGUUCCACACCUGGUGAAGAGAAGGCGGUACCACAAGCAAGACACUGAACAGGAGAGCACAGCCAGGGAGCAGAGCAGUGAUGAUUAUGUUUUGGAAAAGCUUUUCAAAAAAUCAGUGGGCGUGCACAGCGUUGUGAAACAUGACGCCAUCAUGGAUGGAGCCAGCCCAGAUUAUGUGCUGGUGGAGGCAGAAGCCAACCGAGUGGCCCAGGAUGCCUUGAAAGCCCUGAGGCUCUCUCGUCAGCGGUGUCUGGGGGCAGUGUCUGGUGUUCCCACCUGGACUGGCCACAGGGGGAUUUCUGGUGCACCAGCAGGAAUAAAGAGUAGAUUUGGUCAGAAGAGGAACUCUAAGCUCUCUGUUCAUCGUCCUUCUUCAAUGUCUCCAGCAGAAAAAUGCCAGGAUGGCGUUGUGAAAAAAGAGGGAGAAGAUCACGCACCUGAGCACUUCAGUGGCAAAAUAGAAGCUGCAGAGUCUUCUUCCGGGGCCCCUACUUCCUCCUCACUCUUGGCCAGAAUGAGAGCAAGAAACCACCUGAUUCUGCCAGAGCGCUUGGAGAGUGACAGCGGGCACCUUCCAGAGGCUUCUGCCCUGCCGUCCUCUACCACAGAACACGAUGAUCUGCUGGUAGAAAUAAGGAACUUCAUUGCUUUUCAGGCCCAUGUAGAUGGCCAGGCCAGCACUCAAGAGAUACUUCAAGAGUUUGAAUUUAAGCUGUCCACAUCACAGUCUUGUGUCUUUCGAGAACUGUUGAGAAAUCUGUGCACUUUUCAUAGAACUUCUAGUGGUGAAGGGAUUUGGAAACUCAAGCCAGAAUACUGCUGAGUGAUAUGGCUCCCUAGACUUUGAAUUCUUUUUUCUAAUGGAAAUUUUUGAUCAUUAGUCCUGUGAUUAGUUAUCACAUGUUUGUCGAGGGAAGCUGGCUGCACUUGAUGUUUACUUUAAAUAGUACCUACCUCAAAACUAAAAUUUCAAGGAAGAAGGAUCUCUUUUCCACAAUUGGAACGUUUUAAUAAUGUUAACUAAAAAGAAAAUACUUGGAUGGAUAUUUUUUUCUUGGCACUGCAAAUUAUGCUAUAAAAUCAGGGACCUAACAGUUGCUUCUUGGAGCACCUUUGUUCCUUUACCCAAAAGAUGCUGUCAGGGAACACGUUACUGCGCAUUUAGAAGUGUGUAGAAGAGAAAUCUAAGUUCUUUUUAUUGGUGCUGGAAACAUGUCAUUUUUAGUCAGGCCUGUUCAAUAAAUUAUUUCAAUAUCUGAUAACAGCAGUAUUUUAAAGCAUAACUCUCAGAUGUUUCAGUUUAUCGUUUACUACACACACACACA
Messenger RNA from Castor canadensis (American beaver), 5027 nucleotides. It is a transcript of the gene Ercc6, whose product is annotated as ERCC excision repair 6, chromatin remodeling factor. Gene Ontology annotation, molecular function: ATP-dependent activity, acting on DNA; ATP binding. The record is from RefSeq and is a predicted model, not a curated record. Lineage: Eukaryota; Metazoa; Chordata; Mammalia; Rodentia; Castoridae. Gene Ontology annotation, cellular component: nucleus. Gene Ontology annotation, biological process: transcription-coupled nucleotide-excision repair.